AUGUGCGAUAAAACAUUUGCUCAUAAGUUUAAUCUUAAGACCCACUAUGUUGUUCCUACUGGUGAGAAGCCUUAUUCAUGCGGUGUAUGUGAUAAAACAUUCUCACAGAAAAGUAGUUUAAAUACUCAUACUAUUGUUCAUACUGGAGAAAAGCCUUAUUCAUGCAGUAUAUGUAAUAAAACAUUCACACAGAAAGGUAAUUUAAAAGCUCAAUUUAUUGUUCGUGCUGAAGAGAAACCUUUUCAAUGCAAUAUGUGUGAUAAAUCUUUCACACAAAAAAGAAGUUUAAGUAGACACUAUGGAAUUCAUACUUGA
Parasteatoda tepidariorum (common house spider) is the source of this 315-nucleotide messenger RNA. RefSeq names its product gastrula zinc finger protein XlCGF7.1-like. The record is from RefSeq and is a predicted model, not a curated record. Lineage: Eukaryota; Metazoa; Arthropoda; Arachnida; Araneae; Theridiidae.